GCGUGAUGUUCACAUUCGUAUGGCUCUUGGCAAUUGUUUCUCUGGCUGUGGCUGCCCCUCAAGACGUACAACAGUCACACUCUAAUGAUAAUCACUGUAAUACUGGAUGAGCGUGUUGUAAAUUUGGUUUUGCCAGAGAGUAUCGUCUCAUUGUUUUUGUACUGCAAAUUGCAAACAAAUUCUGUAUGGCAAAACCAAAUUUAAACCAUGUUCAUUCAGUAUAAAAAGAUAUAACACAAGUACUUAUGAUGACGCCGACUAUUGGCUGAUACAGUACUGUAUAUUUUGCUCGCAAACUUACCAAUCACCUCUACAAAUAAGCUUACAUUUACGGACGGACAUUGCGAUUACGCAUUUCUGAAUCAUAAAACGUAAAGAAUUAUUUUUAUAAUCUGAAACGUAGAUCUGAAUAAAGCAUUACUUAAAUAAAAAGAUAAUGAUCCCUACAUGUAUGUCAGACAUUAAAUGGAAUGGAUACACCUUGGAACAAGGCGCGACAUGGAUAACGGGCGGCUCUGAAGGAAAUUCAGUUUGGGAUCUCGCUCAAAAGUACAAUCUUAGUGGAUUUUUUACAGACUGGGAGGACUAUACUGCAAGAGACUCAAACGGAAAUGACGUCACUGAAGAAUUUGAUUUGGUUUACGAUCGCCUUUUGCCUGCUAGGGAUUUUGAAUACGAUUUGAGCGUAGAGAAGCUUGAAAACAACAAGACUGAUAUUACAAAAAAAGUCGCACUUCGACUGGGUGGUUGGAAUGCAAAUUCAAGCUAUGAUUAUGCUGCUCAAUACUACGAUUAUGACUAUGAGUAUGCAGAAGAUAUUGACAUCCUUUCACUUAAAUACGGCUUGGUAUACACCUACGAUGAUUUUAAUGAUUCCGACUAUCAUGUUUUAGAUUCAAGAGGAUACCGUUAUUUGGUACAGGCCACGGCUGAUGAAUUUCUUGAUGGAUCAAACCUUAUGCUCAGCAAAAUCGUGUCCAAAGUUGACACUUUACCAAACCGGGUUAGAGUAAUUUGAAGCAUCAUAUGCGAUAAUCACAGGCUGGUAUCGAAAGAUUUGUCCGCAGUGACGGAGCAUGCUAUUUUUCAUAAAAACACUAAGAAUGCUUCACGAUUUAUUUUUUAACAUAUAUGUUUCGUUAUAUCAAAGAUAAUUACUUACUCCAUGCAAUGGAUAUAUCAUUUGCGUGUAACCUUCACUUCUGUUUGAAGUCCAAUAACGCUUGGAGUAAAAUCUAUUGAAAACGGCGCCAGAGUAUCAAAUUCUAAAAUGUACCAUUUCUUUUUUAACUUUUUAAUGGCAUGAUAUAGUGACACGAUAAUAUUAACAAAUGUUUUCAGCAUAACUCUGAAUGUAUUAAUGAGAUAUUAAUGCAUUG
Owenia fusiformis is the source of this 1379-nucleotide messenger RNA. The record is from the annotation of a GenBank genome assembly. NCBI's taxonomy places the organism in Eukaryota, Metazoa, Annelida, Polychaeta, Sabellida, Oweniidae.